Lytechinus pictus (painted urchin) is the source of this 2793-nucleotide messenger RNA. Its product is annotated as S-acyl fatty acid synthase thioesterase, medium chain-like. Gene Ontology annotation, biological process: lipid biosynthetic process. The transcript is spliced from 6 exons. The coding region runs from base 29 to 793 and encodes 254 amino acids. NCBI's taxonomy places the organism in Eukaryota, Metazoa, Echinodermata, Echinoidea, Temnopleuroida, Toxopneustidae. The record is from RefSeq and is a predicted model, not a curated record.
CUAUUUGAGCGACAAGUAUUUUCCCGCCAUGGACUUGAUGGAGAAGCUCACUAAUUGUCGAUCUAAGCGAGAGCAUGCCCAGUAUCGUGUGUUCUGCUUCCCCUGGGCUGGUGGGGGAUCUGGUUUCUACUCCAGUUGGUAUCAGCAUCUACCCGAACAUAUCGAAGUUCAUGGUAUACGUUUGCCUGGUAGAGAAUCACGAUUUCAAGAACCACUCUACAGAAAUCUGGACACGAUGGUCAAAGAUAUUGCUACCACUCUCUUACCGAAGCUGAAGACAAAACCAUUUGUUUUCUUUGGGCACAGUUUCGGUGCUCUUGUCUGUUAUGAAGUCACUCGCUACCUCAUAAAGAAUCACAACUUACAACCCAACCAUCUUAUUGUCUCCGGUACAUUCGGCCCCCACUCAGAAUUACGAGCCCAGCAUCGGAUCGGGUGGACCCGCAUGACCGAUAAGCAAUUCAUUGCUAAGUUACGAGAACUAGGAGGGACACCCCCGGAUGUUCUUGAGAAUCAGGGGCUGAUGAAAAUAUUCCUUCCCAGUUUAAGGGCUGACCUUGAAAUUGCUGAACAGUACGACGAACCAGCCCCUGCCGAGCCGUUCAUUUCUUGUCCACUCACUUGCUUCAAUGGGAAAGACGACCGUGGACAUCCCCCAGAAGGUUGGUCUGAGGCGACAAGCAGUAAAGAAUUUCACACGGAACUACUUUCAGGCGGACAUUUCUUUCUCCUAGACGAGCCCAACAAACGGAGGAUAUGCGAAUACAUAGCAAGCAUUUUACCAACUAUGUAGCAUAGGUCUGAUAUUAGGCAUAUAUAUUGAGUGCAUGUAUUAUUAUGUUAGGUGCUUGUGUCCCUGAAAAUGUAAAAUUGUAAUUCUCAACUGCUUGACAGCGCAGGAUAAUUAUCUAUGAUUUCUAAUUUAUCUUGUUUUUUAAGUUAAGUUUCUUCUUUUUAAUUGGAACCUUUGUGAUAUCAAACUGGUACAGUCUUGAAAGGAUUGGUCAAAUUGUGUUGAUGAAUAUUAUAUGUCCAACAUUUUUUUUUCAAAAUUAACAAAUUAUUGAUUAGAAUCUACAAAGUUUUGGUUGAUUUUUGCCAUUAUUUUUGGUCGGACUCAUUUCACGUACAGAUUAGUUAUUUUGACCAACUAAUCGGCUACUGCCAAACAAUUGUGUUCUUUAGCCCAUAGGCCUUUAAUAUCAAAUGCAGGGAGACAAAUUAGGGUAACCCUGUGAGAAAUAAAACAAUACAAAGUGAUCGGGAACUUAUUACAUAGAUAAAUUAAAGAUGACCAUCUCAACUGACUACAGCCUUAACACAACAAGAACAUCAGCAGCAACAAAAAUAAUGUCAAUGAGAACAAUGAUUGCAAUUCCAUGUUGAUAAAAGGAUAUUGAUUACAUUCAAUCUAAUGACAAGUGAUUACAUUCCACAUUUUCUUGUUUAAUCAUAAAACAAGCCCUCAUUAUAAACCUACAUUGAACAGACUAAGAUAAUACUUUUAAUUCAUAUGUUUCUUUUUAUAUACUUUUAAUUCAUAUGUUUCUUUUUAUAUUCUUAUACUGACCUGGAUGGAGGUAAAGGGGUGUGGGAAGGAAGACCUGUGGGUCAUGGUAAUUUACCAUAGUUAACCUUUUCCAAACCCAGGCAGCCCCUUCAUCUCCAUUCCAGGUCCUUUGUACUAUGUCACGUAUGUCCUAUUGUUUAUGUAAUUUAUAUUGUACUAUGAUUUAUGUAUUUUGAAAUGCCGAAUAGAUAAUAAUAAUAAUAAAUAAGGAUAAUCUACCACCAUGUUAUGAACGUGGGCUGUGGAACGGGGUUGAAAGUGAUGUGGGGCCUGAGUAAAAAGUGAGGGCGACCAUGCAAAAAAAAAAUGGUAUAACGUUUAUGGUUAGUACAGGUUUAUAUAUUGAAAAAAAGACUAAAUAAACCAAAAGUAUUAAACAAGAGCCUGAAAAAUCGGUACGCUGAAACCACACCCCGUUCUGGGGAAAAAUAACCCUAAAUAACAGAUAUGUUUCAUGAUAUAAAAAGGAAUGUUGGUGUUUUUUUAAGCUAAUUAAAAUUCAAAUGUCUGUACGAAAUGUUAUGGUCGUGUUUACAAUUGUGUAUUGGAAAAUCGGAAUCAAGAGAAAGAAAUUCAUAGCAUAUUUACACUCUAAAAUGAAGAGUAAAAAAAUUACCCAAUAUUGGGUAUAAAGGAAACAAGCCCCAAUAUUGGGCAAAAUGCAAGUUCAAAGGGUAAGUUUCAACGCAACAUUACGUAAAGUUUGCUAAGUAUUUGGUCACUUUACCCUGCAAACAUACAUGUUACCAUUUUACCCAAUAUUGGGUCAACUUUAAUAGAUAGGAAGGAGGGAGAGGGAUAAAGAAUAAAAAGGCAAUUGUUAGAUAACAACAGCCAAGAUUGCGAAAAAUAAUAUUUAAAUUUGUUUGAGCAUAACACUCAGCUUGCUGUAUCGAUCCGAGUUCAUGUUGCAGUGUGAAUAACACAUUCGCGGGUCAAUACUGAAACCAAGUUAAAACAAUCUGUGCAAUAUCGAUCUUAUAAAACCAUCGAUUUUACACAAAUUUGAAAUCAGUCGACAAACUGAAGUCUAUUGUAUCACAUCCUAUUACCGGAACUGUGAGAGACAUUUAACGACUAAUUGAAACUUCUUCUAUGUCAUUUUGACUUGUGUUAAAAACGAAUGAAAGCUGAAAAGGUAGCUUGAGUGAAGUUAUGAUAUGUAAAAUGUUCAAUGAAUAUUGUCGUCCGUUAUUGAAGCUAAAUAUAGUAAAGAAAACGAA